This is a messenger RNA of Fonsecaea multimorphosa CBS 102226, 513 nucleotides long. RefSeq lists its product as uncharacterized. Bases 1 to 513 code for a protein of 170 amino acids. The transcript has a single exon. NCBI's taxonomy places the organism in Eukaryota, Fungi, Ascomycota, Eurotiomycetes, Chaetothyriales, Herpotrichiellaceae. The record is from RefSeq and is a predicted model, not a curated record.
AUGCAAAUGCUCCUCCUACAGAUUCUCUCGUCUACAUUCCUGCUCUUUACCGUCCACACGACAGCAUCUCCUCUAUGGUGGGACGACCAUCUUGAGCCGCCGUCCAGCACAACCGGCGGCGACUUCAGCUACCCGAUCCGCCCGCGCGAUCCAGCCAACACCUCUGUCAACCCCAACGCCGUGACGGGGACGACUUGCGUAGACCGCACGGCGGUCCUCAACACGCACGAUACCAACGUCGCCAUCCUGUCCAUCUGCGGCGGCAUCGCCGGCACGAUAGAGUUCUGCGGAGGCGACCCGUCGACGACUGUGGGGGCGUCGGGGACUUCAAAGUUUACCUUGACGGCCGUGAAUGCAGCACAGGGCGCCACGAUCAACGUGAGCAAGGGAAGAUGGGAAGGAUGUGUGAGGGCGGCACAGGCAGUUUGUCCGACGGGGACGUUUAGCAGCACGUGUAUAGGUGGGACCAGUGACGGGGCAGGAUUCACUUUUGUGCUGAGCGAGAAUAAUUGA